Molecule: messenger RNA, 828 nt
Organism: Cooperia oncophora
Lineage: Eukaryota; Metazoa; Nematoda; Chromadorea; Rhabditida; Trichostrongylidae
Source: the annotation of a GenBank genome assembly
AUGACAGCGCGGCCAUCAACAGAGAAUCUGAAAGUUACAAGUCGACAGCUGGAGGUGUACCAAAAUCCAAGAGUAGAUCAGUUUUCGGAGACGCGUUCUAUCGUCCCAGUGCGAUUAUUUACUCUGACGAUAAACGGUGAAGAUCUGAACGUGGGAGCGAUGGAACGCGAUAUUAAGAUCACGGUGGGAGGUGUCGACUGUCAGUUAACAGCACUUGCCAGGAAAGUCCUUACAUGUAAGCCACCGACAGAAAGGCCGCCUCUAGAAGGUGGUCUACAACCGGAAGUUGUUGUGAAGAUUGGAAAUAUCAGCUAUACUGCCGGCCAGUUGUCUUACGAUUCACCGUCGUUAACGUCUAGUGUGGUGAUAGUUAUCUUAGCGUGUAUUGCCGCAAUGCUCGUCUGUUUCGUCUGCCUCGCUAUCAUGUAUAGGAGGAAAACGAAUUCACAUCAAAGACAGAUGAAGUAUCUGAAGACUCAGAUGGAUACUAUUGAAAUGAAGGUAGCCACCGAGUGUAAAGAGGCAUUCGCUGAGCUUCAAACUUCUCUAAAUCAGUACACAGCCGAUCUGCCAUUAGGAACACCCAUAGUGCCAUUUUUGGAAUACAAGGAUUAUUGUGCGAGGGUGCUGUUCCCGAACAAUCCGCACAAUCAUCCUGUUCUUCGCGAUCUCGAAGUGGAUAGCCAAAAGGCAGGUGCGAUCGAAGCUGGUCUACGGGAAUUCCAUAAGUUGCUGAUGAAUAAGGUGAGUUCUCCUUGUCUUGAAACGGCAGCCUACGCUGAUUACGUGGGCGUGGUCGGGCCUAGUAUUGUGUUUCCCAUGAUAUGA